UGUUGACGUCAGCAGGAGGCAGAGUUUGGUACUUCGUCUCCCGAGUCAAAGCCGCCCAGCAAUCGUGCUGGCUUAUACUUUUGUGAAAUAGCUGUUGUUAUCUACGUGACUGCACUCACUGUCUGUUAGCUCAUUGCAAAGGAAAGUGCGCAGUUAUGGAGUAUUGAAUCUUUGUGAACAGUCUUUGGUAUUAUUAACAGUCCACAAUGGGUAAGCAAAACAGCAAGCUGCGCCCAGAGGUGAUGCAGGAUUUAUUAGAAAGCACAGACUUCACAGAGCAUGAAAUCCAGGAGUGGUACAAAGGGUUCCUUAGGGAUUGCCCCAGUGGACACUUAUCAAUGGAAGAAUUUAAGAAAAUAUAUGGGAACUUUUUCCCUUAUGGGGAUGCAUCUAAGUUUGCUGAACAUGUUUUCCGUACCUUUGAUGCAAAUGGUGAUGGUACAAUAGAUUUUAGAGAAUUCAUCAUUGCUCUGAGUGUCACAUCUAGAGGAAAAUUGGAACAGAAAUUGAAAUGGGCCUUUAGUAUGUAUGACUUGGAUGGAAAUGGAUACAUCAGCAAAUCAGAGAUGCUGGAGAUAGUUCAGGCAAUUUACAAGAUGGUUUCAUCAGUUAUGAAAAUGCCUGAGGAUGAGUCUACUCCCGAGAAAAGAACAGAGAAAAUAUUUAGACAAAUGGAUACCAACCGUGAUGGUAAACUGUCUUUGGAAGAAUUUAUUCGAGGAGCCAAGAGUGACCCUUCCAUAGUGCGACUCCUGCAGUGUGAUCCCAGCAGUGCUGGCCAAUUUUGAAACCCAGGAUCUCAUAUAUUAUUAUCAUCAGUUUGUUUUUGUUUUUUCCUCUUUUACCUGCAGACUUCUCAAUAUUUUUGAUUUCUCCUCAGCAUGAUUUACUGUGCCUUUCUCUUGGCAUGUAUAAAAGGUUUAACAGUCUGGAACAUGUUUUACAUUAGUUGUUCUAAUCUCUACAACAUAAUGCUGUUUAAAAUGCAAAAAUCCUCUCACAUGGAACAAAAGAUUUUAUGGGUUUUACAUUAUUAAUGUGUUAAGAUUUGAAUCAUCUUUCCUUUACAUUAAUGAAAAAUCCAAAACAAAACACUUAUAGUCAUAAACAUGUUUCAGCAUUUUUUUUUCAAGAGUGUGUGUCAUCUUUGCAGCUCUCUAAUUAUCCUUCCCAAACAAAUGAAUGUAAAACAGUAGAAAACAAGGCAAGAACAAAAUUAAAAUGGAUAGCCAAAAAGGUACUAAUUUAAAUAUCGAUAAAGUCCAUUUAAUUUGUAUGUUUCCUGUAUAAAUAUCAUCGAUGAUUUAAACAAAUCUAACAUUUCUUACAAAUGUGCAAAUAAAACUGUUUACUGUAUAUUUUUAAAAACAAGAGUGAAUUUUUUUUUUUUUUUUUUGGAAGUUUGUUUUUGCCACAAAGUCAAAACAUUAUUUGAGGUAAAGCAGCAUUUAAGGAAUUGCUUUCACAUUCAGGUGUGAUUCUCUUUUUUGUCUAUUAAAUCUACAUAUGUGAACAAAUGAUGAAUCAUUACAUGAAAUUAAUAUUUUUGUUGUUUGUUAUACGUUGAAAUAUUACAUUUUUAAUACAUUUUUGAUGAUCAAUUUGAUAGCAACUUGGGACGUGUUACAUGCAUGUCCAGCCAACAUGCAAGAAUUGUACUGGACUCUGUAUAUAUGGCAGUACUACUACCACUACAUUCUUUGUUUGAAAAUUAACCUAGCAAUGUCCAUGAGGUUCGCAAUUUCACCAUACGUCACUGCAUUCCAACCAAACUUGCCUACCUAAAGUAGAUCUAAAAUUUUAUUUGCCGAACAUACUGUAUUGUUACUUCUGUAGUGGUGCUUUGUGCUUCAUAGCCCCAGUGUUCUGGGAUUUAAUCCAACAGAAAGCUGCUGCAUGUGUAGAUUUACAUAUUCUCUUUUUCAGUCUGAGGUUCUUUCCACGACCUAGUGACAUGUGUCUGUUAGUUUAUCUGGUUAUUUUAAAUUGGCCCAAAGUGAGACUGCUCUGUAGUGGACUGGUUUUCCUUCCAGGGUAGGAGUGGACUGGUUUAACUUCCAGGGUAGGUUCUCACCUUACACCCAUUGAUAGACACUGGCUCCUUGCGAAGCUGAACUGGAUAAGUCUUAGCUAUUUAGUCUCUAUUUUAUGGUUUUGCUUAUCAUGUAAUGUUUAUAAAAUUAUUGUCCCACACCAUUGAAGCCGCACUGGAGCCUAGUUUACUCAAAACACAUAUUUACAACAAACUUUUGAAGUAAAUCAUUGGUAUAAACACAUCAGUUUACACCUGCUGUGAACUUUACAGAAGCAUCUGGCAUAAUCUCUGCUUGAUUUGUAACAAAUACCACACACCUAAUAAUACAGUCACUUAUAUUACUUUGCUAUCCAAUUUCACAGGUACACACAACUAAAACGAUGUUAAACAAAUAUAUAGUAUGUUACUGAUCAUGCUGAAUGAAAUGGGGUUCAAGUGAGGUGAAGGGUAUAGGGUUUGGUGGUCUGCUGUAAGUACUACAUAUUGUAUAUCUUAAUCGGAAAUGCCAGUUUUAUAACUGUGUCUGCAUUACCACAAAGCGAAUGAGCCAGAGUGAGAAAUGUUGAGCUGCACCUGUCUCAGUUUAGACACUUUGACACAGAAAGCCCAAAACAGUGGCAACUAGUAUUUUGAACUUAAUAUUUGACCCUUAUUUUACAAAUGUAAAGGCAGAUGUGUAUUUACAGCCACUUCAUCAAACAACUUUACAGCUCUGAUAAAUGGCAAACAUGAUACUAGUCAAAUUGCCUGGCAAACUUGGCACAUAAUGUUUAAAUCUCAUUGCUUCCCAUCUAACUUGUGACAGUUUUCUGACAAGAAGCACACUUUAGUUAAAUUGCAGUUCAGUUAGGGUUAAAUCGAACUGCUUAUUAUGAUAAAAACUGCUAAAUGUCUGAUAGCCAUUAAAGAUUAAAGCCCUUUACUGUUCCUGCUAAAUAUCACAGAUCAGCAUGCUAGAUAAAGUAUAGUAUUUGCCACUGAUCAGAGCUGUAAAGUUGUUUGAAAAGUGGUUCAGAAUAUGAACCUGACUUUAGACUCGUAAAACAAAAGUCACAUAUUCAGUUCUGAAUAUUAAUUGGCAAAGCUUUGGGCUUUCAGUGUCAAUGGGUCUAAACUGUACAGAUGCAGCUCACCAGAUCUCAUACUGGCUCAUUCACCUUGUGAUCAUCUUCUCUGAUACACCAUAUAGAUCUGCAUUCUGUCAUAGUUUUAAACCGCUUAACAGAAAGUUUUCUAUUGACUCAGUUGGAAUGUUAAAGAAUCGACGUCCAUGGUAGGUAACUUUGUCACCUGAACUGGAGUGUAGCCUAGUUCGUUACUCUAGUUCUUCAAUGUUUUCAAAAAUAGUUUCAUCAAUAUCAUAGUCUAAAAAGGCUGCCAGCAUUGUAGUUUCUUCUGAUAAAUCUUCAAUUUUCUGUCUGAAAUACAUGAUAGCUUUGGCAAAAUCCAUUUCAUUGGCAUUGACUAAUUAAUUCUAGUGCUAUCUCAGUUUACUACUAUCUCCCGCACUAAUACAUUGAAUCAGGCAUGAGCGACCUACAUUAAAUGAUUCACCAAUCAAAACAUAGUAUAUGCUAGAGCCCAUUGUCUUAACAUUGACAAGUGAAAGUGACAGUUUCAUUUCAAGCUGUAUUUCAUGAUGCAUUUGGAGGAAUUUUGUGGACAAAAUAAAUAAAUAAGCAAAAAAACAAUUUGUGGCACAUUUAUUUAUGCUUAUAUUUUGCAAUUUAUAUUUUUUGUGCAUUUAUUUAUUUUAUCCAAAAUAUUCCUCUAACAUCUAUCUACUCGUAUCUACUAUCUAUCGCCAUUUUCAUUGAAUUUGCUUUUCUGUAAAAAUAACCACUAUGAAUAAUGUUUACUAGACUUAGGUUGAGAACUACGUGACACAUGGCAAGUGUGGUUUAAAGCAUUUUUUGUAAAAGAAGCAAGGCAUUUUAAGUACAUUUCUUUAGAUAGAUAGAUAGAUAGAUAGAUAGAUAGAUAGAUAGAUAGAUAGAUAGAUAAUAAAGUAUCUAUCUAUCUAUCUAUCUAACUUUAUUCACUAAACUUCAUAGCACAAGGCCUAUUUGAAUUGAUAUAGAUGGUAGCCAUGGGUUUUCCACUUAUAUCCUUAUCCUCAUCGCCAUACCUUCACAGUUGUGUGUUUUCCUUUAACACUCCCUGUUUUGUGCAUAUUUUAAUCUGGAUGUAUUGUGUGUUUACAGUAUAGAUUACUAUAAUCUGGGCAAAUGUGUGAUGAUAACUGUUAUGUUUUCACACCAAAACGUGAUUUUACUCACUCUAGGAGCAGCUUAUUUGUUUUAUACUUUAUGUCAAAAAAGAAACCAGUCAGAUCCAACAGAUGUGGUUUAUAAAAGUCUGUACUAGUAUGUACACCGGUAUUGCUAUGUACUGCAAAUAUUAGAUAAUUUAAUAAUACUAUUUCAUUACUUGAUUUAAUUGAUACGAGUAAAUGCAUUUAUUAGUACUGUAUGGUCUCAUAAAAUCAAAUAUUUGUCUAUGUCAAGUGCAAGCCCAGCUUAACUCAUUGAGUCUUUGCAAGCCACUCAUACUGAAAAUUCUGCCAGGUAAUUAAUUAAAUAAAUCCUAUAGGAGAUAAUUUGUGCCAAACGUUUAACAGAUAAAACCAGGAAAAAGCAUGUGCAUAUAUGAAACUACAAAGAAAGAAUUGGAAAAUUAAUUAAGAAAAGAAAAAUCUUAAAAUGAAGUGCAUAUUUAAAUAAAUUAAGCUAAAGUCAGUUUCAUAGUUUAUUUUCAUUUACAGGCUAUAGGCCACAGAUAUGUUUUGUACUAUUGUUGCCUUUUUGUUUAUAGAGCUAUGUUCCCAAAAAAACAAAAACAGUAUAUUAUGGAUUUCUGUUUCAGCAGUACCUAAUAUAUACAAUAGUUUUUAAAAUCUCUACAGUGCCAUUUUCUUCAUCUUCUGACUUUGUAUUUACCUGGCUAAAUCAGCAUUUGUAUUGCAACCCAUGUACCUAAUUAUACAGGGGCGGGCAAAAGUAGUUUUACAGUUCUGAGUAUGCGAAACAGAGUUUUUUUCUUGGAUUGAUAUUUAUUUAUUUAUUGUUUUAUUAUUUACGAUGAGUUAAUAAAGCUAUGAUUACUAUUUAGUUCAUAAAGCUAUUGUAAUAAUCGUAACCUGCAUGUCUUUUUUAUACAAACAAGUAUAAACCUACUUUUGCCCACCCCAGUAUAUACCGUAGGUUGUCUAAUACUUGACAUAUCGUGAGGCAUUUAGCUUUUGAAACAUAUUACAUGCAUUUAUAACGUACAAAUUUUAGUUUUUUAAACUCAUAGCUGAAGAGCUAAACAAUUUGUAUUGUGUACCUUUGUUGUAAACUUUUAUUGCUUGGAAAAGGGAGUCAAGUGAACAUGCAUCUGUCAAAUGAUGAAUGGCUUUCUAGCUUGAUGAAGAUUAUGUGAAAUUUCACUUGAAUUUAUAGUCUCUUUUACUGAGCUAGAUGCAGCCUGACAUUGUACAUAUGGAAUCGCACCGCUGCAGCUUUAGAAGCUGACCUAUCCACAGUAAGGAUCACCUUUUAUUGCUCACCGAGAUGGAACAGCACCUACUGUAUGUAACCCAAAGGCCCUGGGUUCAUAAAUGGUGGCUGGCUCUUGGUUGCAGCACCAAAGACUGAAUUCCCGGAUGGAGUGAGGCAAGCCACAAAAAUGUAAUUGUUACCAAAUACAUAAAAUAUUGACACAAUAUCUUGCAAAUAUUUACAGCAACCAUUAACACUCAUAGGGCCCUUUCUAAAUUGCUCGGUUUACUACAAAGUUCUUUUGAAUAUUGCAUUGUGGUCAUAAUACUUUGUCUUUAGAGAUUCUUCAUUAUCAUCCAUAACAGAAAUUCUCAGAUUAUUUGCCAUAUAAAGCAUAGACCGUUACAUAUGAUUUUUUUUUUUCAUACAGUGUAACAAAUACAGUAAUCUCUUAAUAAAUAAUAUUCACUUUUUUUUAUAAAAAGUGUAUUUUUUGCUUCAUCCAAUUUCUUUCUCAGUCCUCCCAGUUUAAAAGAAAUAUUUUCAUUCCUUCUUUCCGUUAGUUUCAAAGUGUAUUAGUUUAUUAGUGUUUUGUCAGUUCUUAAAGCAGGAGUGACUUGAGUGUUUCUACUUUGUAAAUAUUGGAACAACUAUCACUUGCAUUCAGUUAACAUUAGUUCACAAUAUUUGAAGAAUAUUUUUAAAAUUAAAAUGAACUAUAUAAAUAUUACCAUAAUCUGUAUUUACUUUUUCCAAAUAAAGCCUUAAUUGAAUUAUACACUGCUCUUAUUUUUAAUAUACAUGUCAUUAACUAGAUAAGCAGGUUAAAAGAUGGAUGGAAAGAUAUGUUGGUGUCAGUGUUGACUAUAGACUCAUGACUUCAAUCUUGUUUUGAACCUAUUUUGAUUCCAACAUUUUAUGGGAAACAUUAACCUGAGAGUGAUUCCUGAGAGGGUUAAAAGCUUUUAACUGCUUACCUUCAAUGCUUUGUGUAUGUUAUCACACCACCAUUUUUAUAGUAGAUGUCACUUCCUACCUUUUAAUUGGCAUCCAUUAUAGUGAAAUGCAGACUGCAUUUAAUAGCUGUGAAAAAGCAUUUGUCCCCUUUUACUGAUAUCUUUUAUUUUUGAAUAUUUGUCAAAUGGAAUGGCUUUCUAGACAAAAUCUAAAAUUAGUUAAAUGGAACUAUGAUGAACAUGCCACAGGCCCUAGAAAACACCAUUACUAAUAAUAAUAAUAAUACAUUUUAUUUAUAUAGCGCCUUUCCCAUUACUGAAGGAACCAUGAAUUCUGCACUUUAAGUAAUAGGGCUAUACAACAGGACAGUGAACCAAAGCACAAAGCUAGUUAACAACUGAAUGGCUGAGAAGAAACAAAAAUUAGUUUUAUAGUGACCUAUUAAAAGUUACAAUUUGAAUUAAUUAGAGGUGUUGUAGCAAGAUCUGAAUCGAGCAGUUCAUUUUUACAAACCUACCAGUGUGUCUUGAGUUAACUCUGUUUAGUAAGUAGUUGGGCUAAAAUAAUUAACUGACUUCAAUGUAUAUUAUGGGUAAGUAAAGUAAAAGUGUCUGUUCCACUACCCAUACAAUUUUUCCAGCAGUAUGUUUUUAUUGUUCGUUGGGUGAUGUGUUUUAUUGAAUCUUCAUCAAACUGAACAUUUUUGUUAUAUAAUAUUUCUUACCUUUUGCAGUGUUCUGCAUAACCUUAGAAGACUCUUUGGGUUUUCAUAGGUAAUGCUUUUCAUCUUGCUAUCCUCUCAUAUAGGUCUGAUUCGUGAAGAACAAAUUAUAUUGAUUUGAGAUACUCAUGUUGAUCAGUUCUACACAAUCUUUUACAGCUCAUUAUAAUGUUGAUCUUCAUUGGCCUGUUAUCCAUGCUUCAUAUUUUUUUUUGAAGGGAAACCUCAUCUAGACAAUGUCUGUGUAUUACCUUGUUAAUGGUCUUGACUGAUAUUAUUUACAUUUGAAAUAUUUUAUGCAUGUCUUGAUCAUGCUUUCCUGCCAUCAGGCUUAUUAGAAAGGUCCGUGUUGCCCAUAGAUGACUCUGAUAUAUGCUACAAAUUCAAGUAAAAUUAAACAUCUUCUUUGUUAGUUCAUCAUAUUCUGUUUAUAAAAACAUUUUUUAAUUUUUAUAUUGUAAUUGAGACAGACUGUCAGAGUUGGAAAGAGGUUAGCUCAGUGGCUAUAGCAGCCAUAUCUGGAAUUUGCAUUGUCUCAGUGUACAGGCAUAGAGUAUCACAGCAUAUACUCAUUUUGUUCACAGAUAGCAAAACCAUGCACUUUAUGUAAAUCAGCCCAUGUUGGAAGUGUGAUUUUUAUUUACAUCUGCAUGCUUUGAAAUAGUGACACCUGCAUUGUUCCUAAUGCAGUCUAGAUAGUCAGAAGGCUUGGAAAAUUAAUGGAAGCAGGGUAUUAGAAAGCCAGUCAUUAAUUCAGACAGUAAUAUUCUGUUUUAUUUUAUUCAUUUCAGGUGUUUUGAGCAUUUUUCAAGUGAUGUUUAUAGAUGCAUUAAAUAUUGUGGUUUCUUAUCUUACUGACAGAUUGAAAAUGCUUUUGAAUUUCUUUUAUCAGUGCAAUGUUUUUAAAAUGCUAACAGGUAAGGAAAAUUGUGGCCACAUUCAAAACUGCAUGAAUGACAAAAAGAUGAAUUACAACACAAUUUCCCCAUAAAUGAUAUUGAUAUAGACUACUGUGAAGUAUUUUUGCUUCUUAUAAUUAGGCCAAACAUGACUUGCAUAAGGUAAGAGCUAAGUAUAGCCAUACAUUCAAAGGCAGAGAAUUUGUGUCUAGUAGCCACAUCAUUUCAGAAUGAGGGCUCAGGAGAAAUAUACAAUAUUUUGACAAAAAAUUAAAAGUAAAAAGAAGGCUAAUAUUUUUAAAAGUAAAAUAGUUGCUAAAUCAUUUACUUUAUAUAAAUAAUAAUAAUAACGGGAAACACCCAUACUGCACUGUGUUGAUGUUUUUGAACAAAAAUGAAAAGCAGGGAGUAUUUACUUUAUCACCAUAGUGUAUGACACGCUAUGCAUACAUAAAAUACAAAAAAAAACACAACCUAAAUCACUUUUUUAAAUGUGUUAAUGUAGAUUUUUAAUGCAUGUUCCUUUUGCUCAACUCCCCAGAUCCAGGUGGUCUGUUUCUAUACUGAAUGAUAAAGACUAAUAUGGUGGUCACUUGAAUUUUCUUUUAUUGCUAUGACUUAUAGGUAGUGAAGCUGUUAGAUGUUUUUUGAAAAUUUGUUGUGUUCAAUUAUAUCACAUUCUUUGGUGAUUUUGAUUAUCAUUAUUUAAGAACUACUAUUUCUGUGAUAAGCAGGUUUGGAAAAAUUAAUGAAUAUUUAGUAGAUAUAUAGUAUAUGUUUGUGCUUGUGGUUUUUCUUGCUUUGUUAAAAGGUGUGAAUAAGCAAACUGUAUGUGGAGGCAAUAGUCUAGUAUAUUGUUAUUUAGACUGAACAUUUACUUUCCUUCCCUGAUUAUUUGACUCAAACCUGGCUUUAUUAUUAUUAUUAUUAUUAUUAUUGCCCUGUUUUCGUAUGAUCUUGUUUAAUAACUGACCUGUUUUAUGCCUCAAGCAAUUAUGCAUUUAAUUGAAUGGCCAUUUAAAAUGAAUUAAUGCAAGUUGCCAUGAUAGGAAAAAGUAGGUGAUUUAACUUGUUUCAUUAUUGUUUUUUCCUCUGAACAUGCACUGACAGUCUGUAAGAUAGAACUGAUUGAUUGUAUUUUACUUUUUUAUAUAAUAUGAAAGCUAGCAUCAAAAUUUGGCACUCAACUAUUCCCAAAUUUAUAGACAAUGGCCAUUGGGCCAUAAUUUUAUUUUUUUAAUGUUUCAGCUCAUCAUUAAAAAUAGUUUAGGUAUUACAGAAAAUGAAUAAAAAAAUAAAAAUAACUUUACACUCAGCAGCAUUUCAACUAGUGGUACAGUUAGAUUGCAUACAAUUUAAAAUCUAGGCAGUAUCACAGUAUAUUGUACAUUGGCCAGUUCCAAAAGGGAUUUUCAAUGGAAAUAAAACUUUAAUAUACUGAUAUUUUGUAACAUAUUAAAGAUGCAUUUCCAGUUUCCCUUAAAUGAGUAAGAGGUUACCUAAGUAAUGGGUAUGCUAAAUGGACACCAGAAACAGCAACAACUGAAUGCCUUUAUAUAAAAGUUUAGGAAAUGAAGUGAACUCUAAAUAAGAUUUUACCUUCAUGGCAACUUUAUUUGCUGGUCCAUUGUUUUCUUUGCUAGCAUAGCUCUUCUUUGAGUGUGAUUCUGUAUAUACAGUAUUUCACAUUGCAUGUAAAUUUAAUUACUAGAGGUUGACAGUUUUUGAAACUAAAUAAAUGUUUUGGAAUUUUGUCUGUUAUAUUGCAUGUUCAGCAUGUAAUUACAUUUUUCAAAAAUAUACUAUCAUUUUGGUAGGUUGUUCAAUGUAAUUUUCCUGUCUGUCACAGUCUUCACCAUAUAUUGAAAUACUUUUUUUUUUUUUUUUUUUACCAGGAGGAACACGUCUAGUGUAAAAAGUGUUUUGUAAUAAUUAAUCCCUCCAAACUUCCUUUUUCAGAAAAAUAUCCUAAACUUUUCCAUGUAUGCACAUUGAGCCAGUGAAUCUUACACUUUGCUGUAUGUGUUCUUUUUAAUUUUUUUUCGAAAGGUCCUACUAGAAUAUUUUUAACUAUUAAAUAAAGUUAAAUUCAACAACCAAUUGUCAAAAAAUAGCAGAAAAUGAAAGCAUUGCAUUUUUGGAAAAAUAAAAAUAUUUUGUACAAUUACUUUCAAAGUGCUUCUAAUAAAUUUAGUUUUUUUUUUUUUAAGAUUUUUUUUUUAUUGAUUGUACACAUUAAGGAAUUAAUGAAAACACUACUUUUUUCUUAGCUGAAGAAAGCAGCUUAGUUUUGAAUGCUCCGUCAGGUACAUUUUCAUGAUGAAUCAGACAUAUCAUAUAAAUACAGUAUGGCAUAUCACAUAGUUUUUUUUAGAGUAGACUACAUCAUAUUGGAAUUUACAGUAUAUAAUGUUUCUUCAGGUACCACAAUAUUUUCAGAAUUCAUGUAAUGUUGGGCUUUGGGAUUUGGAAUCUUUCUAAACCCCUCAUCAUUUGUGUCACUUCAAUGAUGCUUAUCUUACCUGUCACUAAUUUGAAAAAUAAAUUAGUAAUUUGAAAAUAAGUUCAUACAAUUUUUAAAGAUUAUUCAAGCUGUUGCAUAUAUUGAAAAAAAAAAAUAGAAAUCUAGGUUGAAAACAGAAUCAUAUUUUACUCGACUUUUGUAUCUCUACUUUUCAAUGGAUAAAUAAUAUGUAACCUUAAUCUUUUGGUCUACAUUUUAUUUCAUUUUUACUGUGAAAAAUUGCAUUGCUCUUUCAAACACACUGGAAUGAAUGGGAUACUUACUAAAGAUCAUUGGUUGCAUUAGAGGGGUAUGUUCAAAUAUGUAUUUAUAACUAUUGAAUUUUAAUGUUUUGUUGUUUUUGAGCUUUUGUAAACAAAUGCUAACUUACAAGUAAUGUAAUGGAAAUGUUUAAAUUUAUCCAGCUUAGUUAUCUCUUAUAUACACACGAAGAAUAAAGAAUAACUUGGUCUGUAUUGCAUUAAAAAUAGCAUUUAGUGGUUACUGUAAGUGCCAAAAGACAAAAUCAGUAUUGUAUACAUUUAUACUGUAAUGUUGAUCAAAAUGUUUAUUGUUGUUAAAUUUUGUAGCCCGUAUAUGGUAUUUUGGUUUUGUGACAUUGUUGUUUUUAAAUAUAGUAUUUUGUUAUCUUGUAGACCAAUACCUGAAAUCUCCAAAA
Erpetoichthys calabaricus (reedfish) is the source of this 11276-nucleotide messenger RNA. Its product is annotated as neurocalcin-delta. Gene Ontology annotation, molecular function: calcium ion binding; actin binding; tubulin binding. Gene Ontology annotation, cellular component: cytosol. Lineage: Eukaryota; Metazoa; Chordata; Cladistia; Polypteriformes; Polypteridae. Gene Ontology annotation, biological process: calcium-mediated signaling. The record is from RefSeq and is a predicted model, not a curated record. The coding region runs from base 207 to 788 and encodes 193 amino acids. The transcript is spliced from 4 exons.